CAGUGUUUGAUCCUGUCAGUAUAUGGCAGUGGGCAGAUUCCUCAGUGCUGUGGUGCAUUCUAGCUGCUGUUUGAAAAAAAACAAUGGGAAAGAACAAGGGCAAUCGUAAAAAUAAAAAUGUCUUUAAAGUGGCCACUGUUCGCAGUAUCAAGCUGAAAGCUAAAGCACAAAAGGUAGUCAGUAAUCUGAAAAAACUUGACGUAAAAGGCAGUAAGACCGCAAAGAAAGAUAAAACACCCAAUGUGGACCAACUGCUGGAGGAAUUGCGUAAGGACGUGCAAGGGUCUGGCUCUAAGGCGAAAGUUAACACCGCUCAAAAAAAACAUACCAAGACAAACAAGAAACCCUUGGUACCAAAGAUUGCACCAGAGCAAACGAAUUCAACAGCUGCAAUGGUAGAGCAAAUGCAACUUUGAUGACAAUGGAGAUAGUAAUAGGUCGGAGAACUAAUGUAGAUUUUAAUUCAAAUAUAUUUUCACUACUUGUAUAUAUCAAAAUACUAUGUAACAAACAAUAAAGUUAUCAUUCUGUAUCAAUA
Molecule: messenger RNA, 538 nt
Organism: Dinoponera quadriceps
Lineage: Eukaryota; Metazoa; Arthropoda; Insecta; Hymenoptera; Formicidae
Exons: 3
Coding region: 84-416 (110 amino acids)
Biological process (GO): ribosome biogenesis
Source: RefSeq, a predicted model, not a curated record